AGAAAAAGCACGCAAGAGAGAGGCAAGGCGCAUAAUACCAUUUGCCCGUUUGUUCAAAUGUUAUGACGCCAGAAAAAAAAAUUAGGUACAUUAACAUUGAUGAUUCGAACAACACCCGGUGCACCGCCUCUUACGUAAAUAUGUCCCCCAUAGUCGAUCACGCAAGUCAGAUCAGGUACUCUGGCAAUAGGUGGCAUCCUUGGAGCCCGCGUUUCAAUGACCCGAUUGUUAGAGCUGCUCCAAAGGAAAUUGCUACGGCGAAGGGGAGCCGGCAGCCACCUCUCAUUAGCCAAUUGAUCGCGGCGCGAGGGGCAUUCGUAAGACUGGCGCUGAGCAAACAAUACAGCAUGGUGCCGAGGCUCGCUCUGGUCGCGCUGGUCGUGUGCGCGCUGCUGCUGCCCGCCGCCGCGCGCCGCGGCCGCACGCGCUCCCGGAACAAGUCCAAGGUGCAAAUCGGCCUGCCGAUAACCGGCAAAUACCGAGACCCCGAGUCGGACCAGUACUACAACAACAAUGAUGGCGCGAAGAUCCUGCUUGCAUCGCACUUCGAUUUUGAAUACGUGUUGGGGCACAAGAUCGCGUUCCUGUGCACGGCCAAGGGCAAGCCGCGCCCGCAGAUCACCUGGUUCAAGGACGGCGUCGAGAUCUUCGCGCACCACAACUUGCAUAUCCACGAGUGGCUGAUCGACGAGGACCGCGUGAAGUCCAAGAUCGAGAUCGACCCGGCGACGCAGAUGGACGCCGGCGUGUACGAGUGCACCGCCGACAACAUGUACUCCAUCGAUCGCCGCUCCUUCAAGACUGACUUCUCCAUCGCCUUCGACUAACCCCCACCACUCUCCCAUCUCCCAUUACCCCCACCAGUCACCACUCAUCUCAUACAUCAUCAUCAGUCAUCCCCAUAUCUCUAUAUCUAUAUCGUCUAAAGCCCGACAUUAAUAAUGUAUCUCCUAUCUAUGCCAUCGAUUUCUUCGAUCUAUUAUUUGCAUGCCAAUGCAAAAAAUAUUUCGAUUGGAAGAUAAGAGCUUUUAUCAGAAAAAUGCUGGAUCUAAAUUGGUCCAGCAUUUUUCUGUUUGAGGCUUUUUGAAUAAGGUAAGAUAAUACAUAAUUAACAUCGGGCGUAAAUAACCUAUGAAUCCUUCAGCUCGAACGACUCCUCUGCAGUCUAACCUAUGUAAGUCCCAUUACGUUACGUAAAUCUUGGUCAUUUAGAAGUAUGAUAUUCCAAGACAGCUUUCCGAAUGAUCUGCAAUAACUAACCUAACCAAACCCUAGAGUUGCAUCAAUGUUUGUUUAGUCUAGGUAAUAGUUUAAUAUAUGCCCAAAAUUGUAUGUAUGUUAGAUAUAAUGUGACGCACAUUUCAAAGCGAUUUUGAUUUAUUAUAUUUAUGAAUAUUAUUGAUGUAAUUUUAUAUAUAUUUAGUUUGUAUGAUUAAUCAAAGUAGCAUAAGUAGAAUAGUUCAUAGCAAAAACCAUGUCAUAUACUUAGCGUAAGUAUAUUAUAUUCAAUGUAAAUCAAAUUAUUUUAUUCAAAGUGCGAUCACGGACAAAAUUUAUUUUUGUGUAUGGUUAAAAUAAUGUAAGUCAUUUAUUUAUUUCAUGUAUACUAACUGUAGUUGUAUUCUAUAAUAUAUUUUUAUAACUUAUAAUUAUCUACUUUUAAGAUCAAUGUAUCUUCUUUAAGAUCGACGUAUUUAUUAUAAGGAAUAACUUGUUCAUACGUACAGUUCUAGAUUGGAACAAUCUAUGUUAAAAUUGAAAAUAAGUAUAAUAUAUUGUAAUGUUAGUAACUAAAUAAUCAAUCGUUGU
Messenger RNA from Colias croceus (clouded yellow), 1809 nucleotides. Its product is annotated as immunoglobulin domain-containing protein oig-4-like. The coding region runs from base 63 to 827 and encodes 254 amino acids. The transcript has 4 exons. NCBI's taxonomy places the organism in Eukaryota, Metazoa, Arthropoda, Insecta, Lepidoptera, Pieridae. The record is from RefSeq and is a predicted model, not a curated record.